AUGCAAACUAGGGCCCUGGCCUGGUCGCGUGGGGUGCGAGGGGAGCGCGGCGGGGGGCUGGGGGGGCGGAUAGAAAGCGGCUUGGGGAGGGCUUGGAGAGGGGCCACCUUCUGCAGUUGUCACCGCGGCAGCUCGGGGCGUUCGCCCAGACCACCCCCGCCUUCUCUUCCUGGCAACUUCUUUCAACAGCCCCCUCUCGGAUGGAGCCCCCCACCCCCAUCCCCCCCUCAGCUCUCCUCUCUCACGCCUCGUCUGUCCAGCGGGGCACAAAGAAAUCUCAGUCUCUCCAUAAACUUUGAGUUUCCAGUUAAUGCCGCCCCUCCCCUAGCCCCCACCCCGCCCUUCCAGCUCUGUUGGCAGGAAGGUUUAGGCCACUGGCAGAAUCCUCUUCGAGAGCCAGCUGAUCAGAAAUGCCAACUGUGUGUCUUGGGGCCAGUUAAGUCCCUCUCAUCUGCCCAGGCUCUCCGGAGACCGGUUCAUGGCUCUCAAGGUUCCCCGGAGACCAAUGCGGACACGGACCAUCCGUCCCCCACCCCCCCACCCCCCACCACCCCUCACUUGGCCCGCAAGGAUGAGAUGCUGA
Messenger RNA from Rangifer tarandus platyrhynchus (Svalbard reindeer), 583 nucleotides. NCBI's taxonomy places the organism in Eukaryota, Metazoa, Chordata, Mammalia, Artiodactyla, Cervidae. The record is from the annotation of a GenBank genome assembly.